Pogoniulus pusillus (Red-fronted tinkerbird) is the source of this 1077-nucleotide messenger RNA. RefSeq names its product serine/threonine-protein kinase PAK 3-like. Gene Ontology annotation, molecular function: ATP binding; protein serine/threonine kinase activity. Gene Ontology annotation, cellular component: cytoplasm. The transcript is spliced from 8 exons. Lineage: Eukaryota; Metazoa; Chordata; Aves; Piciformes; Lybiidae. The record is from RefSeq and is a predicted model, not a curated record. Gene Ontology annotation, biological process: regulation of axonogenesis; protein phosphorylation; intracellular signal transduction. Bases 83 to 886 code for a protein of 267 amino acids.
GCCUGAGGAAAGUGACAAUGAAUCUUCACCUGUCAUUGCACCAGAGCCUGAACAUACAAAAUCUAUCUGCAGCACAGGCUCUAUGGUCAAACCUGCUCUGUCUGAAAACUCAGAGAGUUCAUGCAGAGAGACAGAUGAGCAGCCAAAGAAAUCCCAAAUGACUCAUGAGGAGAUCCUAGAGAAACUGAGGAGCAUUGUGAGUGUGGAAGAACCCAAGAAUAAAUAUACUGAAUUUAAAAAAAUUGGCCAGGGGGCAUCAGGAACAGUUUACACGACAGUUGACAUCACCACAGGACAAGUGGUGGCCAUAAAGAAAAUAAAUCUCCAUCAACAGAGCAGAAAGGAACUCAUUCUUAAUGAAAUCCAACUCAUGAGGGAAAAUCAUCAUGCUAAUAUUGUGAACUAUUUAGACAGCUACCUAGUCAAUAAUGAACUCUGGUUGGCUAUGGAAUAUUUAGAUGGAGGUUCAUUAUUUGAUGUUGUUGCCUGGGUAUGCAUGGAUGAAGGACAUAUAGCAGCAGUCUGCAGGGAGUGCCUUCAAGCCCUGCAUUUCCUUCAUUCAAAUCAGCUGAUACACAGAGAUAUCAAAAGUGACAACAUCCUUUUGCGAAUGAAUGGCUCAGUCAAAUUGGCUGAUUUUGGCUUAUGUGUUCAGUACAAGCAUAGAAAACGGAACACAGUGGUUGGGACUUCAUACUGGAUGGCCCCAGAAAUGUUGGCACAAAAGCCAUAUGGCCCCAAAGUAGAUGUGUGGUCACUUGGGAUCACAGCAGUAGAAAUGCUGGAAGGUGAACCUCCUUACUACAAGGAAAAUCCUCUUAAGGUAAGGUGCAAAGAAAUAGAUACUACUGUCUUUCUCAUCUAUCCUCUGUUUUGUCUCCCAUGAGACAAAAUCCAGAUCACAUCAGCUUGGACUAAGUUCUACCAAGGCCUGCUUCUAAAAAUGUUACUGAAGCACAUAAGCACAUCCUGUAGCAUUGGUUAUGUCAAUGGGAGAACCUCAAGGGAGAAGUGACAUGUACCUAGUUCAAAAAUGUGGUAUGCUUGGCUUUUCUCCUGCAGUUUUUACUAUUGUAU